This is a messenger RNA of Carya illinoinensis, 3204 nucleotides long. RefSeq lists its product as uncharacterized. Lineage: Eukaryota; Viridiplantae; Streptophyta; Magnoliopsida; Fagales; Juglandaceae. The transcript has 16 exons. The record is from RefSeq and is a predicted model, not a curated record. The coding region runs from base 71 to 1444 and encodes 457 amino acids.
GUAACAAAAUCAGUGCUUGCUCGAGUCGAGAGGCCUAAAGAUUGCAGACGACCCUAUCAAUUGCUCGAAAAUGCGGGUCUUAUCCUGCGCCUCUCCUGCGUAUCCGUUGCACUCUCUUCGAGCUUCCAGACCCAUAACUACAGUUCGUUCAAGCUCUCGAGUCCAAGUCUCCGUCAGCAGCGGUAAUAAUCAUAAAGAUCUUCAUCUUCAGGACCAUCCCUUUGUACCGGAGGUCGUAAAAGCAGUGGACUCCUUGUAUUCAGAGUUCAGAGCCGUUGAUAAUUUGGUGGCCCGCAACACUGCCCGUGUUCUGAAAGCUUUCCAGAAUGCUCGAGUUGGGUCUCAUCACUUUGGCGGAUGCACUGGCUAUGGCCAUGAAGAAGCUGGGGGACGUGAAGCACUUGACCAAGCUUUUGCAGAAAUUGUUGGUGCCGAAUCCGCAAUAGUCCGCUCACAGUUUUUUUCAGGUACUCAUGCGAUCACUUGUGCUUUGUUUGCUCUUUUAAGGCCAGGAGAUGAGCUUUUGGCAGUUGCCGGUGCACCCUAUGACACAUUGGAAGAAGUUAUUGGAAAGAGAGACUCCCAGGGACUAGGUUCCCUGAAAGAUUUUGGAGUGACCUACCGAGAAGUUCCGCUUGCUGAGGAUGGUGGACUUGACUGGGAUGCACUUGUGUGUGCUGUGAAACCUCAAACAAGAUGUGCACUCAUCCAGAGGUCACGCGGUUAUUCAUGGCGUCAGAGUUUAAGCGUAAAUAAAAUAGAGAGGGCAAUCAAGAUGAUUAAGAUGCAGAAUCCUAAUUGCUUGGUGAUGGUGGAUAAUUGCUAUGGUGAAUUUGUGGAAAGCAUUGAACCUCCGAUGGUGGGUGCAGAUUUGAUUGCAGGCAGUUUAAUAAAAAAUCCUGGUGGAACCAUUGCACCAUGUGGUGGAUAUGUUGCAGGGAAAGAAAGAUGGGUGAAAGCAGCUGCUGCUCGCCUCUCUGCACCAGGGCUUGGGGUUGAUUGUGGUUCAACUCCUGGUGACAUUAUGCGAGCUUUUUUCCAGGGGUUGUUCCUUUCACCUCAGAUGGUUGGUGAAGCAAUCAAGGGGACCUUCCUGCUCGCUGAAGUUAUGGCAUCUAAAGGGUACAAGGUGCAGCCACUUCCUCGUGUCCAACGCCAUGAUGUAGUGCAGGCUGUACAGCUUGGGAGCCGUGAGCGUCUUCUUGCUUUCUGUGAGGCUGUUCAGAGAAGCUCCCCAGUUGCCUCAUUUACGAAACCAGUUGCGGGCACAACUCCUGGAUAUGCAUCUGAGGUGAUCUUUGCUGAUGGAACCUUCAUUGAUGGGAGUACCAGUGAGCUCUCAUGUGAUGGACCAUUAAGAGAGCCUUUUGCUGUAUACUGCCAGGGUGGCACACAUUGGACCCAGUGGGGACUAGUUCUUGAAGAGGUUUUAAAAUACAUAUAAGCUAAAAUCCAUCUUGGGUUAUGAGGAUACACAAGGUGUUGCGAUGACAAUCUUCCAGCUGACUCUUUUUUCACCUGUUAGCAAGCAGUUGAGUUUAACUGUCAAGUUGUGCCAUCUCAACAUUCGCAGAACUGUUGAAUUUUCAGGAGGGGGCAUCUACUUCAAGGCAAACCUUACGACCAAAGCGAUAAUAGAAAUCAUUAUAUUUUUUUUCCCCCGUGCACAGAAUUCUGUAUCUCGUGCCACAUACUGACUAAAGCCGUGAAGGCGGCCUUUGUUUUGGGGCAAGCUGUGAAGGGAGCCGUUAUUUCAUUCAUAUAUAAAGAGUUAAGAGCCCUGCUUGAGGAGGCAUGCAUUUUUCCCCCCAUAACAGUCUCUUUUUAUUUAACAGUUUUGAUUCAAGUGAACUCCGGUCGCCUUAAAACUUGAGAACGGUGUAUACUAGAGAGAAUAUAGAACUGAAAUUCUCACAAGUUAUCCCUGAAUUAUCUUCAUACGUUAGUCAUUGCAAGUUUGGCGUGCAUUCAUUCCGAUCGUAACAUUUGCCUUCGACUAAGUUAUAUCUUAUCUGAGCUGUACCAUAAACUACGACAAGUCUACAGUCUACUUUUUCCCUCGAAGUGGUAAUGUGGGAGAAUCCUACAGGAAAAAGGAGAAGCAUGUGGAAGUCAUGGUAUGAAAGAAGCUGCAUUGAUAUAUGCAUGUAGGAAUAGAAAGAAACGACGAGAAAAAAUUAUUUUUGAAGACAAUGAAAAAAUAAAUUAAAUCUAAAAUGCGGUGAGCGUGGAUCGAACACGCGACCUUCAGAUCUUCAGUCUGACGCUCUCCCAACUGAGCUAUCCCCGCGUGUUUUUUACUAGCUCUGCUCUCAGUAAUCUGAACCACAAACCAAACCAGAGAAGCUUCUUCCCCAAAGCUAAAGCGAUCGCAUUCUCUUACAUCGGGCCACCCACUGCCAAUGCCUGUCACCACCCUAACAUUAAUUAUUCAUUCAGAAUCGUUGUAUAGCUGAGCACAGCUUAUCUCAGAACAUCUUUUCUGUUGGAAGAAGCCAAAGGAGCAGAAAGCUAUUAUAAUUAUCACACUUAUGGCCCCCAUAUAUGCUAUUGACUCCUAUGUUGGUUUGUUAGAUCUUCAGGGGACCAAGGCCUUUUUUAUGUUCUUUUUCUAGGUUGUAGCUAAAUUAUUGGCUUUGAUGUACAGCUACUUGAACAUAUCCAUUAGCAAAAACAUAGUGCCUGAUGAAAUCAAAGGAAGAGAGAUUCACCAUUCAUUUCCAAUGACUCUUUUUUCAGCCCCGCACUGCUCGUCUGAACCACAUGGCAGUUUGUUGUGAUUCACCGUGUGUUCAAUCUUGAUGAUAACUCUUCAACUUCUUGGAGCCUAUCCCAGUUUUUAUGCAUCAAAGGGAUUGUCUUCUUCUGCUUUUGGCAGGGUGUUGUACUUGAUAUUCUUGUAGGAUUGGGCAUAAUCCGAUCUCAUCAUGUCUGGCUAGAUGUUGAGCACAUUGAGGAAGCCCUACAAAAUGUAUUGGUGUGUGUGGAGAUGGUUUUCUUUUCCGCUUUUCAGCAAUAUGCAUACAACUUUGCGCCAUGUAGAGAUGAUGUUGCAUCAAGCACAAAAUUAGAUAAGAGGAAAGAGUGAUUUGGAAUUUACAUAAAUAUGGGUGAGAACUUGAAUGUACUGAUAAAUAUCAUUAACUGAACUAAGUUAGAUUUAUAUGACCCAUGCUAUACCUAUAUCUAAAUAAUUUCGACUUU